AUGGGGCCGACAGGUGAGGUGGUGUUUGGCAGCCCGGCGCCGGUCUGCUCUGAGAACCGGCUGCGAUGGGACCUGACCCCGGAGCAGAUCCAGCAGAUGUCCGACGAGCUCAUCGCCAACACCAAGACGGAGUACGACCGCGUGGGAGCGCUCGACCUGGAGAGCGUCACCUUCGAGAACACGCUGAAGGCGCUCGCCGACGUGGAGGUCGAGUACACAGUCCAGAGGAACAUGCUGGACUUCCCUCAGCACGUCUCUCCGAGUAAGGAGGUCCGAACGGCGAGCACCGAGGCCGACAAGCGUCUGUCUGAGUUCGACGUGGAGAUGAGCAUGAGGGAGGACGUCUACCUGAGGAUCGUCGCUCUGGAGAAGAAGGUCGACGCCGAGACCCUCACUGCUGAGUCCAAACGCUACAUGGAGCGUCUGAUCAAACUGGGCAAGAGGAACGGCCUCCACCUGUCCAAAGAGAAGCAAGAGGAGAUCAAGACCAUCAAGAAGAAGCUGAGCAACCUGUGCAUCGACUUCAACAAGAACCUGAACGAGGACACGACCUGUCUGUCCUUCAGCAGAGAUGAACUGGGCGGACUCCCUGAGGACUUCCUGAGCUCUCUGGAGCCGGACGGAGACAAGCUGAAGGUCACCCUCAAGUAUCCUCAUUACUUCCCCACCAUGAAGAAAUGCUUCGUCCCAGAGACCCGCAGGAAGUUGGAGGAGGCGUUCAACUCGCGCUGCAAGGAGGAGAACUCAAACAUCCUGAAGGAGCUGGUGCAGCUUCGGGCUCAGAAGAGUUCUCUGCUCGGCUUCACCACCCACGCCGACUUCGUCCUGGAAAUGAACAUGGCUAAAUCUGGGAAGAACGUGGCCGGCUUCCUGGAGGAGCUGGCUCGUAAGCUGAAGCCUCUUGGUGAUGAAGAGCGCUCGGUCAUCCUCAAACUGAAGGAGAAGGAGUGUCAGAAGAGAAACCUGCCCUUCAACGGAGAGCUGCACGCCUGGGACACUCGAUAUUUCAUGACCCAGGUGGAGGAGACUCAGUAUGCUGUGGACCAGAACCUGCUCAAGGAGUACUUCCCCAUGGAGGUGGUGACUCAGGGUCUGUUGGACAUCUACCAGGAGCUCCUCUGUCUGUCCUUCGAGCUGGUGGACGGCGCCCCCGUCUGGCACCCAGACGUCACUCUGUACUGCGUGAAGGACCGCAGCAGCGGUCAGGUGGUGGGUCAGUUCUACCUGGACCUGCACCCCAGGGAGGGGAAGUACGGCCACGCCGCCUGCUUCGGCCUGCAGCCCGGCUGUCUGCUGCCCGACGGCACGCGGCAGAUGUCCGUGGCGGCCAUGGUGGCCAACUUCAGCAAGCCGACGGCCGACGCCCCGUCGCUCCUGCAGCACGACGAGGUGGAGACGUACUUCCACGAGUUCGGACACGUCAUGCACCAACUCUGCGCCAAGGCGGACUACGCCAUGUUCAGCGGGACUCACGUGGAGCGGGACUUUGUGGAGGCGCCGUCUCAGAUGUUGGAGAACUGGGUGUGGGAGCGCGAGCCUCUGCUGAGGAUGUCCAAACACUACAAGACCGGCGCCGCCAUCCCCGACGAGCUGCUCGACAAACUCAUGAAGUCCCGCCUCGCCAACACCGGUCUGUUUAACCUGAGGCAGAUCGUUCUGGCUAAAGUGGAUCAGGCUCUGCACACCAGGAACGGACUCGACCCGGCAGAGGAGUACGGGCGCCUCAGUCAGGAGGUUCUGGGGAUCCCGGCGUCACCUGGCACCAACAUGCCGGCGACCUUCGGGCACCUGGCCGGCGGUUACGACGCUCAGUACUACGGUUACCUGUGGAGCGAGGUGUUCUCCAUGGACAUGUUCUCCACUCGCUUCAAACAAGAUGGGAUCAUGAACCCAAAGGUCGGUCUGGACUACAGGAAGUUCAUCCUGCAGCCCGGCGGCUCCGAGGACGCCUCUGAGAUGUUGAGGAAGUUCCUCGGGCGCGAGCCCAAACAGGAAGCGUUCCUCCUGAGUAAAGGACUGAUGGUGGAGCAGAACACCGGCACGCCGUGUCCCUGCUGACCAAUCACAGGAGCCGGCUCCGCCCCCUCAGAAGAACGAACUGAAAGUUUUCUAGAAAAAAAAAAACGAGUUAACAGCGUGGAAAAAUAAAAUGAUUUGAGGUGA
This is a messenger RNA of Larimichthys crocea (large yellow croaker), 2163 nucleotides long. It is a transcript of the gene thop1, whose product is annotated as thimet oligopeptidase 1. The coding region runs from base 1 to 2058 and encodes 685 amino acids. NCBI's taxonomy places the organism in Eukaryota, Metazoa, Chordata, Actinopteri, Sciaenidae. The record is from RefSeq and is a predicted model, not a curated record. Gene Ontology annotation, biological process: peptide metabolic process; proteolysis. The transcript has 14 exons. Gene Ontology annotation, cellular component: mitochondrial intermembrane space. Gene Ontology annotation, molecular function: metalloendopeptidase activity.